CAUCCAUUAAAAGAAGUAGGGAAAAUAAUAAUAAAAAAAAUGAUUAAUGACUUCCAUUUUCUUGUAGGUGUUAGACAAGAAUUACUUCUUCACGAAGCUGCAAUCAAAAAUGAUUUGGCUGUGGCCAAAAAACUCAUCGAAGCCAAAGUAGAUGUUAACGCAAAGGGUCACAUGGAUCGCACACCCGUGCAUUGGGCGGCAUCUAAAGGACAUUUAGAUAUAUUAGCAACGUUAAUACACGCAAAAUGCGACAUAGAAGCAACGGAUAAGUAUGGAAUGCGCCCUGUACUAAUGGCCGCGUGGUUCGGUCAUAAAGGAGCAGUGCAAUUGUUAGUCGAAAAUGGAGCAAAUUGUAGGGCAGUUAACAGGGUAAAACUGCGUUAA
Molecule: messenger RNA, 384 nt
Organism: Centruroides sculpturatus (bark scorpion)
Lineage: Eukaryota; Metazoa; Arthropoda; Arachnida; Scorpiones; Buthidae
Product: myotrophin homolog
Exons: 3
Coding region: 40-384 (114 amino acids)
Molecular function (GO): protein binding
Source: RefSeq, a predicted model, not a curated record